GCGAACGGCCACACCAGCAUGCUCUGGGGAAGGCAAGAACCAAAAAAGUAAAACGAAACUAAACAGAUGAAAUCGAAAUACUCGAAUUGAAUUUCAAAAUUGAGAAGUCGACGCGUGCGUCCUGUAAAAGGUAACCCUCGAACCGGAAAACCGACUCCAUAAGAUCGGAAUCCGAGUACAGCAGCGUCGUCGUCCCAAAUCCGAGCCAAGCUGCCGAGUUGCCGCCAUGCAUGCAAGCAAUUCGACAACCGCCGCUGCCAGCGCAACCAAAACAACAACAAAGCCGGAUGCCACACCGUCGGAUGACCCAGGCAAAGAUGAGCCACCGGCGGCCACCGUCCCAGCUGAGGAUUCCUCUGCACUGCACGGAACAGCCGGAGAUACGGAAGCGGGUAUAUCAACCGUUGACGAGGCCGUCCAGGAGGCGGAGGAGCGCGAGGAGCUGCAACAGUUCGUCCAGGAGCUGAGCGACAAAAUCGAGAGCAAGCGCCAGCUGCGCCAUCAAAACUCCGUCUUCGAGCUGCCCGGGGAGGAGCACUUUGCCCGCCUCGACUCCAAUCUCAAGAAGAACACCGCCUUCGUGAAGAAGCUGAAGCUCUUCACGGCCACCCAGCUGGAUGCGCUGCUCAAGGAGCUGUCAGCCCUAAAUCUCAGCAAGUACAUCUCGGAGAUCUGUGCCGCCCUGGCCGAGGCGAAGCUCAAGAUGACGGAUGUGCCGGCGGUGGUUACACUGGCCUCCAGGCUGCACUGCACCUACGCAGACUUCGAUGUCCAGUUCCUGGAGGCCUGGCAGAAGGCCCUCAACAUCAAGGCCACCGAGAAGAUCAACAAUCCCAGCAAGCUGCGCGUCGAUCUGCGCCUCUUCGCCGAGCUGGUCAGCUCCGGCGUGAUACAGAUGAAGCCGGGCCUGGCCCAGCUGGGUGUGGUGCUGGUGCAUCUCAUUGCCCAGGACAAGGAGGACCACAGCAACUUCUCCAUCAUACUGUCGUUCUGCCGGCACUGCGGCGAGGAGUACGCCGGCCUGGUGCCGCAAAAGAUGCAGCACCUGGCCAACAAGCACGGCGUGGAGCUGCCCAAGUCCGAUUUCCUCUCAGCCGACAAGCAGCUGAACCUGCGCAACAUGCUCAAGGGCUACUUCAAGGCGCUGUGCAAGCACGUCCUGGCCGAGCAAGCGGAGCUGAUGAACAUGACCAAGAACAUUCGACGCACCAUGGAGUGCAAGGGCGAGAUCUCCACGGAGAAGCGGGAAAAGUGCGAAGUGAUGCAGGCCAGCUUCGACAAGCUCCUGGCCUCCGCUCAGUCCCUGUCGGAGCUGCUGGGCGAGCCGCUGCCAGAGCUGGCCAAGGAGUCGGAGUGCUGCAACCCGGGCACCGUCAUCGACAACAUGCUGGACAGUGCCGCCUUCGGAGUUCUCGACCCCUGGGGCGACGAGGAGACGCGCUCCUUCUACACGGACCUUCCGGACUUGCGACAGUUUCUGCCAAACUUUUCGGCGCCCAAGGUGGACCUGGAGCAGAUGGAGGAGCCCAGCGAACUGACUGAGGAGGCCAUUGAUGCCAAUAUCGAUGCAGAAAUGGAUCUUGACGAUCCUCCUUCCACCGCAUCCGACUCGGCCGACAAUCCCCCAAGCGAAGAAUCCCCAGCAGCAGCAGCAGCAGGAGGGGCCCCAGGACCCACUACGUCCAUCAGCGAGGAGGUGAAGCCCCAGAAGAUGGGCAGCGCCCUGAUGGAGCUCGGACGGCAGCAGCAGAAUCAGAAUGGGCAGACCCAGAACCAGAAUCAGACCCAGCUGCGGCAGCAGUUCGACACCUUCCUGGUGAAUCUCUUCAACUGCGUCAACAAGGAGCUGAUCGACUCGGCGGCCAUCGAAUUUCUGCUUAACUUCAACACGAAGCCCCAGCGCAAGAAGCUGACCAGGACGAUCUUCUCCGUGCAGCGCACCCGACUGGACAUCCUGCCGUAUCUGUCGCGCUUCGUGGCCAUCGUUCACAUGUGCAACACGGACGUGGCCGCCGAUCUGUCCGAGCUGCUGCGCAAGGAGUUCAAGUGGCACAUCCGCAAGAAGAACCAGCUGAACAUCGAGUCGAAGCUGAAGAUUGUGCGCUUCAUCGGGGAGCUGGUCAAGUUCGGUCUCUUCAAGAAGUUCGACGCCCUGGGCUGCCUGAAGAUGCUGCUGCGCGACUUCCAGCACCACCAAAUCGAGAUGGCGUGCGCCUUCGUCGAGGUCAGUGGCGUCUAUCUGUACAACUGCCGCGACGCCCGGCUGCUGAUGAACGUCUUUCUGGACCAGAUGCUGCGCCUGAAAACGGCCACGGCCAUGGACUCGCGGCAUGCAGCCCAAAUCGAGAGUGUCUACUACUUGGUGAAGCCGCCGGAGUCGUCGAAGAAGGAGGCUGCGCCCCGGCCGCCGAUGCACGAGUACAUCCGCCACCUGAUCUUCGAGGAGCUGUGCAAGCAGAAUGUGGAGCGCUGCAUCAAGAUGCUGCGGCGCAUCAACUGGCAGGAUCCGGAAACCAGCAGCUACGCCAUCAAGUGCCUCAGCAAGGCCUACCUGCUGCGCUUCCCGCUGGUGCGCUGCCUGGCCGAUCUCGUCUCCGGGCUGAGCUCCUACCAGCCGCGCGCGGUGACCAUUGUGAUCGACAACGUGUUCGAGGACAUCCGCGCCGGCCUGGAGAUCCACUCGCCGCGAAUGGCCCAGCGACGCAUCGCCAUGGCCAAGUACCUGGGCGAGAUGUACAACUACAAGCUGGUGGAGUCCACGCACAUCCUCAACACCCUGUACUCGAUCAUCUCGCUGGGCGUGUCGAUAGAUCAGAAUGUGGUCUCGCCGCUGGAUCCGCCGGACAGCCUGUUCCGGCUAAAGCUCGCCUGCAUGCUGCUGGACACAUGCGGGCCCUACUUCACCAGCCAGGCGACGCGCAAAAAACUGGACUACUUCCUGGUCUUCUUCCAGCACUACUACUGGUUCAAGAAGUCGCACCCCGUGUUCAGCAAGUCCGAAAACACCUCCGACCUGUUUCCCAUUCUGGUGGAUCACACCUACCGCGACUGCCUGACCAGCGUGCGUCCCAAACUAAAGCUCUACAAGAGCAUGGAGCAGGCCAAGGCCGCCAUAGACGCACUCCAGGAGAAGCUUUACCCGCAGCUGAAGACCAACUGCAACCAGGACACUGCCCUCACCACCAUCAGCGAAAUCAGCGAGCUGGACGAUGCCGCAACCGACGAGGAUUCGGGCUCGUCCAACGAUCAGAGGGAGCGCCAGGUGGCGGGCCAGGAGCCGGAGCAGGGCAACGACUGGACCGAGAACGAGACGGAGCCGCUGCCAGUGCAGCCGCUGCCAGUGGAGAAGUCCAAGGAGGACCUGGAGUUUGAGCAGAUGUACGAGAAGAUGACUACGGACUCGUACCAGGAGCGGCUGAAGGAGCCGAUCAAGGCCACGCCCAAGGACAUACCCGUGCCGAUGACGGCCCGCCUGCAGAAGAAGUCCUACGAGCAGUUGACGAACUGCAACGCCUCCACCACUGCAUCGCAGCAGAUCUCAAAGGCAGACGGCGGUAACGGAGGCGGCAGUGGUACGCCCAGUUCGCCGGGCACUGACCCGCCGGAGUCUGGCAAGUCUGGCAAUGGCGGCAAUAGCGGAGCCGUGCCCUUCGUCCUCAUGGUGCGCGGCAACAAGGGCGGCAAGCAGCAGUUCAAGUCAUUUGUGGCUCCGUCCGACUCGCACCUGGCCAUCAACCUGAAGCUGCAGGAGCAGAAGAUCCGCGAGGAGAAGGAGAAGGUGAAGCGGCUGACGCUGAACAUCACGGAGCGGAUCGAGGAGGAGGACUACCAGGAGUCACUGCUGCCGCCGCAGCAGCGAAACUUCACACAGAGCUACUACCAGAAGCCCAACAAGCACAAGUUUAAGCACCAGAAGGGCGCGCCCGAUGCGGAUCUGAUCUUCCACUGAAGGGCAUCUCAAGAUGGUGACUAGGAGGGAUGCACCCAAUCCUGGCCAGACGCCGCCUGACCAGCCCAUCGAUGCUGACUGCUGACUGCUGACUGCGAUUGUGCUGACACAUUACUCGGAAUCGGAAUCGGUAUCUGAGACGGAUACAGGAUACAGAUACGGAAACUUAAACGGAAUCUGAACCGGAAUCGAAGAUGAAAUCCAAGUCGAAGACGGAAAUGGAAAAGGAAAUGGAUAUGGAAACUGAAAGGGAACCGGAAACGAAAACGGAAACGGAAGAGCGCCGUGCUCCAAGAGCCAAUUGCUGCGAUGUCCUGGGAGGACGAGGCACAAUCCAGGAGACACAAAUCCGACUCACAUCCGACUUAAAGCCACAACCCACACCAAAUGCAAGAGCUGUACUUAAAGCUAGAGAAGCCAUCACCACAGUCCACACACUCAAAGAUGAUCACAGACGCGAAGAACCACUGACCACCACCAUCGCUUCGUCCUCGGCCCGGAUAUUUUGUCCUGUACAUACACAACCAUAUACUCUGCCGCUCCCAGUUCAAUGCCAGAUCCUAGCGAGCCGCCCCAUUUCCCGAUCCCAGUUCUGAUUUAAGAUUAAAAACACUACCUAGUACGUACGAUUUGCCUAGACUUGUUUCGAAAACAAAACUCUUGUGUACAACGAUA
This is a messenger RNA of Drosophila bipectinata, 4624 nucleotides long. It is a transcript of the gene Upf2, whose product is annotated as UPF2 regulator of nonsense mediated mRNA decay. Gene Ontology annotation, cellular component: exon-exon junction complex; cytoplasm. Gene Ontology annotation, biological process: nuclear-transcribed mRNA catabolic process, nonsense-mediated decay. Gene Ontology annotation, molecular function: RNA binding; protein binding. NCBI's taxonomy places the organism in Eukaryota, Metazoa, Arthropoda, Insecta, Diptera, Drosophilidae. The record is from RefSeq and is a predicted model, not a curated record.